AUGAGCUUUACCAGCCUCGCCACCGACCGGUCUGCUCUCCUUUCCCUCAAGAAUCACAUCACAUUAGACCCCUAUGGAAUAAUCACAAGCAACUGGACCAUGUCAAGCUCUCCCUGCACUUGGAUCGGAGUCACCUGCAGUUCUCGCCAUCAUAGAGUAGCUGCAUUGAAUAUAUCUAACAUGGGAAUCACCGGCGUCAUCCCCCCAGAGCUAGGAAACCUUUCUUUCCUUGUUUACCUUGACAUCAGGUACAACCAUUUUUGUUGCAAUUUGCCUCCGGAGCUGUCUCGCCUACAUCGGCUGAAAAACAUUUCUCUAGAGGCUAACAGCUUUACUGGAAUGAUUCCAUCCUGGCUUGGCUUGUUACAUAAACUGGAAUACCUGUCUCUAAGUAAUAACAGCUUUUCUGGUUUCAUCCCGAUCACCAUUUCCAACUUAUCAAAUGUCCAAUAUCUUGAUCUCUCUUACAAUUCUCUGCAUGGAACUAUUCCAGAAGAGUUAGGGAGCCUUCGUAGCAUACAGAGGUUCGGCGUGCAUUUCAAUAAUCUCUCAGGCCCUAUUCCACCUGGAAUAUUUAACCUGACAAUGGCGAAUACGAUGCUUUUUACAUCAAAUGAACUCACUGGCAAUAUACCAACUCACAUGUGUGACAACCUUCCUGUUCUUGCCAGGAUUAGUCUGUCUUCCAAUCAUCUAAGUGGCGAGAUUCCUUCGAGUAUAUCUAAUUGUUCGCAACUUCGUCGUUUGUCUCUUUCGUACAACCUCUUUCAUGGACAGAUACCAGCAGAAUUUGGCAAGCUACAACAUCUUCAGACUUUAUACUUGGGAAAUAAUAUGUUAGAAGGUGUUAUCCCACCGGACAUCGGCAAUCUUCAAAACUUGCAAGAGUUAGGCAUUGAAAGCAGUCGGAUUACAGGUCUAAUCCCAGGCAAUAUUUUCACCAUUCCUUCCUUGCAAUUUCUGCAUCUUACGUUUAAUAAUUUGACCGGGCCGCUGCCACGAGAAGUAGGAAAUGCUACAAUGCUCUCAGACAUCAAUCUCUCGCACAACGGCCUCACAGGAGAUUUGCCUGAAGAACUAGGCCAUCUUUACCAACUAAAAAGUUUGUCAUUAGAGUCUAAUAGCUUCACUGGUUCGAUUCCACGAGGAAUUUUUAACACAUCGACUCUGCAAACUCUAGCCUUCACUUCCAACAGUCUGAUUGGAACUCUUCCAACAAGUCUUGGUAAUGGUCUACCAGCUCUUGAAGAACUUUUCCUCGACGAAAACAAUCUUAGCGGAGCUAUACCUGACUCCAUAUCCAACUGUUCUAGACUCAGGCUCAUCUCUAUAUUGAACAACAAAUUCACAGGUUUAGUACCUCAUUCCCUUGGAAAGCUAAGGCUUUUGGAGCGCCUUCGUUUCGCCAACAAUAAUUUAAGGUCUCAGGAGUUGAGCUUCAUCACUUCAUUGUCAGGUUGCAGGUUUUUGAGUGAUCUGGCCUUUGCAAAUAAUCCCCUUGAUGGUGUCAUUCCUACCGCUAUAGGAAAUCUAACUUCCUCUUUGCAGAGACUUUAUGCCUAUAAUUGUAAUAUCAAGGGGCCUCUUCCUGCAGAAAUUGGCAACUUAACCAAUUUGUCGAUACUUUCUUUAAACAGCAACAAGCUGACCGGCAACAUUCCACAUUCAUGGAAGAAUUUGCAGAAGCUCCAAGGAUUGUUUAUGUUUGAAAACAGCUUGAGAGGUUCUAUUCCAGAGAGCCUCUGUGAUUUGCAAAGCUUGAUCGAGUUGCGCUUGGAUCGCAAUCAGUUUACCGGUCCUAUUCCCGGCUGUUUGGGAAAUGCAAGACUUCUACAGCUUCUUGAUCUCAACUUCAACAUGCUGACUUCAAGUAUACCAUCAAGCAUUUGGCAGCUAGAAAAUUUGAUUGAGCUUGACAUGUCCUCGAAUUCCUUGAGUGGAUCUUUACCUCCAGAGAUAAGUAGUUUAAAGGCCAUCGUGAAUAUCAAUUUAUCGAUGAACCAGUUCUCCGGACAUAUCCCAACCACAGUUGGAAAGUUGUCGAAUUUAAUUCUCCUUUCAUUGGGCAAUAACAAUUUUCAAGGUACUAUUCCUGAGUCCAUUGGGAGCAUAGUCAGUUUAGAAGGUCUUGAGCUGUCUUACAACAAACUCUCCGGAUCGAUCCCAACAUCCUUGCAGGCACUUAAGAGCCUCAACUACUUUAAUGUGUCGUUCAAUUCUUUGACGGGCGAAAUUCCUUCUGGCGGCCCGUUUCAAAACUUCACCAUUGAGUCCUUCAAAGCAAAUAAGGCAUUAUGUGGAAGUUCAAGGUUUGAAGUCCCUCCAUGCUUAAUCAAGCAUGGAUCGAAAAUGAGAAGGGUGCGCGUCGUGCUCUUUAUUCUUACAGGGGUGAUUGUGUCUAUCACGGGUGUCGCUUUUAUCUUCAUAAGGAGAUACAAAAGAAAAGAAAAUAUGGAAGAUAAAACUCAAGCCUUGAUUCCCAUUGUGCCGAAGAGAAUUUCCUACUUUGAACUCCUGCAAGCAACUGAGAACUUCCACGAAAGUAAUUUCCUAGGCGCCGGGAGUUUUGGAGCUGUCUAUAAAGGCACGUUUAGUUCCGGGAAUGUGUUGGCUGUAAAGGUGUUUAAUCUGCAAUCAGAAGCCUCUUUCAGGAGCUUCGACGUGGAAUGCCAAGUAUUGCGCGGUGUUCGCCACAGAAAUCUAAACAAAGUCCAUGGCAGCUGCUCAAGUGAAGAUUUCAAGGCGUUGAUCCUCGAGUAUAUGCCCAAGGGAAGCCUUGAAAAAUGGCUAUAUUCCCACAACUACUCCCUACAUGUCCAGCAAAGACUGGACAUAAUGAUCGAUGUCGCCUCAGCAUUAGAAUACCUUCACCAUGGCUACUCUAAUCCCAUCAUUCAUCGCGACUUGAAGCCUAGCAAUGUCUUGCUCGAUGAGGAAAUGGUUGCUCGUGUAAGUGACUUUGGGAUUGCUAAAUUGUUGGCCGAGGGGGAGAGCGUCGCGCAUACUAACACCCUUGCAACAUUAGGCUACAUUGCUCCAGAGUAUGGUUCCGAGGGGCUAGUUUCCACAAAGUCGGAUGUUUAUAGCUUCGGCAUCCUGUUGAUGGAAACCUUCACCAGAAAGAAGCCGAGCGAUGAAAUGUUUGAUGUAGACUUGAGUUUAAAACAUUGGGUUGAAAGCUUACUUCCUGAAUCACCAAUUUGUGUCGUGGAUCCCAACUUAUUGCAUCUUGAGCCGGCACAUUUGGACAAGAACUUGCAUUGCGCGUCAAGUGUAUUGGUACUGGCUCUGAAGUGCGCGAAUGAAUUGCCCGGUGACAGAAUCAACGUAAAAGAAGCUCUAGCAGAGCUUCAGAGGAUAAAGCGUCAUUUCUUGCACUGA
This is a messenger RNA of Andrographis paniculata, 3381 nucleotides long. RefSeq names its product receptor kinase-like protein Xa21. The record is from RefSeq and is a predicted model, not a curated record. Gene Ontology annotation, biological process: protein phosphorylation. The transcript has 4 exons. The coding region runs from base 1 to 3381 and encodes 1126 amino acids. Gene Ontology annotation, molecular function: protein kinase activity; ATP binding; protein binding. Lineage: Eukaryota; Viridiplantae; Streptophyta; Magnoliopsida; Lamiales; Acanthaceae.